UCUCAUAGAUCAGUUUAACUUCGCUCGCUACUUAACUUUAAAAUGCUAACGUAAUAUCUAUUCGGCAUCUUUUCUAAGACUUUCUAUAGUGUCAUGUGAGUGAUUCAUUUCUUCUUUCUUGCUGUCUUCUCUGUUAAACGUUGCGUCUCCCUUGAAAGCAUGAAGUUGAGGAUGAUAUAAUGACGGUAUGAAUGAAGCUGUUGUCCUCUUACUCUUCUUGACGUCCGUACAUGCAGCAAACGACAAUGAAAAUUGUAAAAUCCGUUUUCUUUCUAAACCAACCACUCCAUCCAGACUGAACUUAAACGUUACUGCUGUUACGAGCUCUAUUUUUGCUAAUCGUGCUAGUGAUAAUUUUUCGGACAUCGCCCGUCUCACGUUGUCAACACAUCCUGAAGUACUUGGACUUAUGCUCAAGUCUCCCAAUGAACAAAUUCUAGCUCUCAACGUUGCGCGAAGACUGAGGAUUUUUCCUAAUAAGACUGUUGAAAAUGAAGCUUUUUGGACAGGUUUAGGAAAUCAGACGCAGGGGUGGACGCCGGCUUUCAGAGACUGUCAUUUCCUGAAAGGCAACUGGUUUUACGGUUUUGUCGACACGAAGAGCAAUCUCACAACCGCCUUAUUUCUAAAUUUACAACUGGAUCAGUGUGACGAUAAUUUGGAAGAGAUUUUCGGGAAACGACACAAGUGCGACCAGGAAACCACAUACUGCGUCUCACAACCAGAAUUCGCCGAAAAGAAUGGGGGAUAUUCCUGUUUCUGUCGACAAGGAUUCUUCCAUCCUGAUGCCAACCUCAGCUGGAAAGGCUUUUCGGGAAAAGACAUCGAGAACGGAAUUAUCAAUACGACAAGGUGUGGUCCAUGUCCUUCGAAAUGCGACGUUUGCGAAUCAAAUGGGAUAUGUUCGGCUCGCAGAGACGUUUAUUUGAAAACUGCAAUCCUCAGCAUCCAACUCGGAUGCAUGGCAAUAACUGUCAUUAUUGCCUUGGUGGUCUUGAAGCAACGUAAAACGAAGUCGAUUGCAUCUGGCAUGUGGACGAUCCUGGAAACGAUUUUAGUGGGAAUAUUCAUCUUAUACUGCACGGUCGUUGUGCGCUUUUUCGAGCCGUCGGUGGUGCAGUGUUUACUAGAGCCUUGGGCCAGAGAAGUCGGCUUUAUCAUUUGCUACGGUGCGAUUAUCCUUAAAUUGUACCGACAUCUGAUCGAAUUUCGCACAAGGAAAGCCCACAGAUGGGUCGUCAAAGACACAGAUCUCCUCAAGUAUCUCCUCAUAAUGGUAAUGUCGGUGCUGGCUUACAUGGCGGCAUACACUUCAAUUACCCUCAACUUUUUGAAAGAGAACUACAGUUUACUAAGAGAGGAGGUGACUCAAGACGGGGUGCACUACCAAGUCUGCAAGCCCUUGUGGUGGGACUACGUGACAGAAACAGGGGAAUUAGUUAUUCUCAUAUUUGGAAUACAUCUCAGCUACGCGAGCAGAAACGCCAGGACGCAGUUUCAUGAGCGAAGUUUCCUGUGUGCCGCAAUCAGCAUCGAGUUGGCAGUGAGCACCCUUUUUUAUAUAGGACGUAUCUUGUUACUUCCCGGACUUCAUCCGGACUUCGUUUUAAUCAUUUAUUGCUUACGAACACAGUUGUCGACAAGUAUGACGUUGAUGUUGGUAUUCAUCCCGAAAUUUUGGUACCAGCAAAAGCAAGUGAGGUCACUUGCGCAAGAAUAUUCGUGCAGGAUACCAGUAGAUGCUUUCAAGGAUGUUAACGCACACGGUCCACUAACGGGCAACAAUAGCGAUGUGGACGUGGGUGAGGUCACUUUGGCCGACAUGAGCCCCGACGACAUCAGGGCCGAACUCAAAAGACUCUACCUGCAAUUGGAGCUUUUCAAGAGCAAAACGAUUUGCAGAGAUAAUCCACACAUAUCGAAACGUCGCGGAGGGAGGAAGGCCCAACAUCGCAGGUUCAGCUUGCAGAAAAAAGGAAGCAGAGAAAAGAAUUUGCAUGGAAAACACCGCGUGCAGAAGCAGGAGGAAACGACAGAGGCGGAACCGUCCAGGACUCCGGAAGAUUCGGUUUGCAGCAACGAGGGCCCCAGCGCCAUUUAUAGCGACCUACCAUCGACCGCUCAUACCACUGACCAUAAAUAGAGCAGAUAAUAACCCAUUUCGCAAUGUGAAUUUGUAUCACUGUAGAUUUAACAGUCGUGUAUGCAUCCGUUAUUUAGAGAUUUUUGUAGAUGCCAAUCAACGUUUAAAAACCUCAAUAAACACUGACUUAAACUCAAUUAUAAAAAUCUACGCUAAUCUAGGUCGUAAAAAAUGAUUUCUUUUUCUUAAUAAAAACGGUGAUAAAAUGAAAUCUCUAAAUAACCGAAAUGGAUAAAUCAAAAGUACGAUCAAACAUAAAACAAUCCUCAUUCAAAUUGCGUCCAAAUUUAUUUUGUACCCCUAGUUAACGUGCUUCGUACAAUGGAAUUUUGUAUCAUGUUCAGCUUUAGUCUAGAAGCUUAAAGCAUCGACUCUUUUUGUUGCAUUUUAGAUUGAGAGGGUAUGGGACCAACUAGCCCAAAAUCCGUUUUAUUUGUAACGCAAAAUUCAAUUUUUUCGAAUUGGGAGUCUUUUUGAAGACAUUAGUGAUAUUAACGAAGGGUCUUUUACUUAUUUGUCAUUGUAUGUGUUUUUAUCAUCUAAUUACAUUAUUAUGUAAAAAGUGAGUUAUAGCCGAGUUGUAUAAUAAAUUAUUAUUUUGUAUAUAGUUUAUAUUGUUGUCUUGGUUUUUAUUUAAAAAUAAAACAUUAU
This is a messenger RNA of Tribolium madens (black flour beetle), 2794 nucleotides long. RefSeq names its product probable G-protein coupled receptor 158 (gene smog). The record is from RefSeq and is a predicted model, not a curated record. The transcript is spliced from 10 exons. Gene Ontology annotation, biological process: G protein-coupled receptor signaling pathway. Gene Ontology annotation, cellular component: membrane. Gene Ontology annotation, molecular function: G protein-coupled receptor activity. Lineage: Eukaryota; Metazoa; Arthropoda; Insecta; Coleoptera; Tenebrionidae. Bases 188 to 2143 code for a protein of 651 amino acids.